CAGUUACGCUUCACACCAGUGAGCACUCAGCAUCUAUAUUGGGGUUAUUACGCGCUUAUUAGUAAUUAUUUGUUUAUGUUUUUGUUCCUCAAAAGCAGUAGGGGCGAAAGGAGUCCGUCACUUUGUUCCCGUCAUCAGUAACAUCAGUAAAUAGCAGAAAUGGCAGAAGCCCAUCAGGCCGUGGCGUUUCAGUUCACGAUCACUCCAGAGGGGAUCGACCUGCAGCUGUCCCAUCAGGCCCUGAGACAGGUCUAUCUGUCAGGUGUCCGCUCCUGGAAGAAACGCGUCACACGGCUGAAGAACAACGUGAUCACUGGUGUGUAUCCCGCCAGCCCGUCCUCAUGGCUGUUUGUUGUCAUUGCGAUCUUGGCCACCAUGUACACACGCUCGGACCCUUCCAUGGGCCUCAUCGCUAAGAUCCAAGAACAUCUGCCGGUCAGUGAUUCUCUGAGCAUUCAGUGCCGGACGGUGGUUUCUGCCGUCUUGUUCAGUACUCUGCUCUGGUUCUCGCUGAUCUUCACCAUGAGGCUUUGUCUGAAGCAGUUACUGUCGUAUCACGGCUGGAUGUUUGAACAGCAUGGGAAAGUGUCCAACACCACCAAAAUCUGGGCGGGCAUGGUCCGGAUCUUCUCAGGCAGACAGCCUCUGUUGUACAGCUACCAGGGGUCUUUGCCCAACCUGCCUGUUCCUGCAGUCAAAGACACUGUUAAGAGGUACCUGGAAUCUGCGCGUCUGUUGAUGAGCGAUUCUGAAUACGAGAGGAUGAAGACUCUGGCCAAGGAGUUUGAGAGCAGUCUGGGAAACCGCCUGCAGUGGUACCUCAAACUGAAAGCCUUGUGGGCAUCCAACUAUGUCAGUGAUUGGUGGGAGGAGUAUGUCUACCUGAGGGGGCGUGGCCCACUCAUGGUCAAUAGCAACUACUAUGGAAUGGACUUCCUGUACGUGACACCUACACCGAUUCAAGCUGCUAGAGCAGGAAACACACUGCACGCGUGUCUCUUGUACCGCAGGAAACUCAACAGAGAGGAAAUCAAACCUAGUCGUGUGCCGGUUUUAAAUGUGCCUUUGUGUGCUGCUCAAUGUGAGAGGAUCUUCAACACCACACGCAUUCCAGGAGAAGAGACUGACUCGCUGAUCCACUGGCAGGACAGCGAGUAUGUGGCGGUGUUCCACCGAGGACGUUAUUUCCGCCUGUGGCUGUAUCACGCCGGUCGCUUGCUGUCUCCCAGAGAGAUCGAGCACCAGAUUCAGCAUAUCCUGGACGACCCGUCGCCCCCUGUGCCCGGAGAGGCCAAACUGGCAGCCCUGACCGCAGGGGACAGAAUCCCUUGGGCCCAGGCCAGGAAGGAGUUCUUCAGCUCAGGAGUGAAUAAGAGAUCUCUGGACUGCAUUGAGAAAGCAGCAUUCUUCGUUGCCCUGGAUGAUGACGAACAAGGCAUGAUGGGAGAUGAUCCUGCCGGCAAUUUGGAUCGCUACGCCAAGUCCCUCCUGCACGGCAAGUGCUACGACAGGUGGUUUGAUAAGUCGUUCACUGUGGUGGUGUAUAAGAAUGGGAAGAACGGCCUCAAUGCUGAACACUCCUGGGCAGACGCACCUAUAAUGGCUCACGUGUGGGAGUAUGUGAUGACGACCGAUUGUUUCCAGCUGGGUUAUAAUGAAGAAGGUCACUGUAAAGGAGACGUGGCCUCCUCCCUUCCUCCACCUACUAGAUUAAGCUGGGACAUACCUGUAGCGUGUCAGGAGCGUAUCGAACGCUCUCUCGCUGUGGCACAGACACUAGCCGAUGAUGUCGACUUUCAUGUGUUGCCAAUUCAAGACUUUGGCAAAGGUGCCAUCAAAAAGUGUAAAAUCAGCCCGGAUGCCUUCAUUCAGAUUGCUCUACAGUUGGCCUAUUAUAGGAAUCGAGGCUCGUUCACUCUGACCUAUGAAGCGUCUAUGACGCGUCUGUUUCGCGAGGGCCGGACUGAGACGGUGCGUUCCUGCACCAGUGAGAGCUGCACCUUCGUCAGAGCUCUGGAGGACGGAGAGAGUAAAGAGGUGUGUCAGCAUCUCUUCCGUACUGCGGCUGAGAAACACCAGCAAAUGUACAGGAUGGCAAUGACAGGAGGAGGAAUAGACAGACACCUGUUCUGCCUCUACAUUGUGUCCAAAUACCUGGGAGAGGAGUCGCCUUUCCUUAAAGAGGUGCUUUCAGAAACAUGGCGCCUCUCCACCAGUCAGACUCCUCUUCAGCAGGUGGAGCUGUUUGAUUUCGUUAACCACCCUGACUACACCACCUGCGGUGGAGGAUUUGGCCCGGUUGCAGAUGACGGUUAUGGUGUGUCUUACAUCAUCAUCGGAGAAAACAUGAUCAACUUGCACAUUUCCUGCAAACAUUCUUGUCCUCAGACUGACUCUCACAAGUUUGGAGCUGAUAUCAAGAAGGCUUUGAUGGAUCUCCUGGAGCUGAUGUCACCAGAGAAACCAGACCCGUCCAAAGCUGAGCAGAACCACACGAAGAACAGAAAAAAAGACCUGUAGAGGUUGAACAGAUCACCCAUGACGGUCAGAAGACAUGAGGUUGAAUAUAACAAGGAAAUAGCGUGUUUGUGUGUAUGUGUGUUCGGUUGAAUGCACGUUUGUUAUUAUAUGCAAAUCUGCAUUGAUACAUUCCAUGCUUGUUGUAAAAAAAACGAUGCCAUGAAGCCAUGAACAACAUAUAAUGUAAAAAUGGUGGAAGCUGCUUCGUCUUAAAAUGCAUUAGUUAGUAAAAAUGUAUAAGAGGAUUAAGAGCAAGAGAUAGUUUGAUAGGGGAAAACCUUGUGUGUUUUCCAGUAGGACCAGUCCAUUUAUAUUUAGUUUGGUCCUCAUUUUUUAAUAAUGAAGAAUCAAAAUUAUUAGCAUACAUCACCAGCAGGGUGAUGGGAGUCUAAUGGUUAAUGAUCUGACCAGUAAUGGUUGUAGGUUCAUUGCACUUAAGCUUGACCGAGGAUCGAAGUAAUGCAUCACCUCUGUACCUUCUGAUGAAGGCACUUCACUGCUCUUACAGCACAGUACAUCACAUUCACAUAGAAACUCCCCAUCUGAACUGCUCAGUUUAAGGUGUAAUAAUAACUGGAGCUUGGACUAAAAUCCAGUGUCAGUUUACUUGAAUCCCAGAGCAGAAGUAUAAGAUUUCAGUGACUAAUGACUCAGAAUAUUACAUGUGACUGCAGUUUUUAUGUGAUUAUCCAGAUACAUUGAUGUGUUGAUCUCACUAUUAAGUCUAAUUUUAAGUUUUUUUUUUUUAGUAAAAGUCCUUUUUUUUUUUUUUUUUUUUACACAAGGAAGAGUUAAGAUAAAAUAACUUAAUAACAAUUUACAAUUAAUUUAGCAAAUUUAAGAAUGUGUAAUAGGUCUAAAGAAAGUGAUGUCUGAGAAGGAACACAUUUGUUAAUAUCUCAAUAUUUCAAAUGCACAGUUUAACUUCAAAGAAAAAUCAAGGCCAGUUAAUUGCAAAUAGUUCCUGUUUACUUUACAAAGACAUGUUUCCUUAACAAAGCUAGGUAUGUGAUACAAAAUCUGAUAUGGUUUUGAUUUUAAAAGGUGUACUUGGAAUUAAAUCAUUUGGUUAACCUUCUAAUGAACUAAUUAGACGGCCAGAAUGCUUUCAAAGCUAAAUGUGGUCAUGAUUUUUAUAUAUUCAAUAAUAAUAAUACUAAACCCUUUAAUAAAUAUUCCACGUAAAUUCUAUUUUCAAAAAAGUAGAGAAGUGUUAAGCUUUAUUUAAAGGAAUAUUUCACCCCAAAAUGAAGAUUUGCUAAAAAAAUUUACUUGUCGUUCAAGAGUUUGUUUCUUCAUCAGAUUUGAAGAAAUGUAGCAUUACAUCUCUUGCUCAGCAAGGGAUGCUCUGCACUGAAUGGGUGCCGUCAGAAAAAAAGUCCAAACAGCUGAUUAACAUCAAAAUAAUCCUGAAGUAAUCAACUUGACUGUAAAAACUGUGUUUGUAAUGAACAAACUCAUCAUUAAGAUGUUUUUCACUUAAAACUGGAGUUCAUAAUCCAUAAUAUUUGCUUUAUCCAGUGAAAAUGUUGUCUAAAUCAGGAGAGAAAUAUGCACAAAUCAAAGCACUGUUUACAAGACAAAAACAGUUCUAAAUAAAUAUGUUGUUAUGGAUUAUGGACUCGUAUUUUGGCCAGAAGUGACAGUUUAAAGUUAAACUGCCUGAAUGAUAGAUUUGCUUCUUACAAACACACAUCCUUUAGCUUCACAAGACCUUAACUGAUUGACUGGAUUGGUGUGGAUUACUGUGUGGACUCUCAUUUUGACGGCACCCAUUUACUGCACAGGAUCCAUUGGGGAACAAGAGAUGUACAGUUAAUUUCUGAUGAAGAAACGAACUUAAUCUACAUUUUGGUUGGUAUUUCAGUAAAUUUUCAUUUUUGGGUAAACUAUUCAUUUAAAUUACUGACAGAAUAAUGAAAAGAAAACAAGAGGUAUUAUAAUAUGAAUAAAAUAGACCGAUUAGAGUUGAGAGGCAGGAUAUAUUCCUGUAACUAACUAUACUACUAUAACCACUUUGAUUGAACAAUUGCUGCAUUAGACACAACAUCAAAACUAUUACACUUUGCAUAGGACAAGAAGGUGAAUUAAUGAGACGCUCAUCAACAUCAGAAAUGUACAAUCACUGUACAGUCUGCAUUAAAGCUGUUUUUCACCAGGAUGUCACUUGGCCGGACUGAGAGCAAGGGCUUCUAGACAUCCUUGAAGUUUUUCUGUUUUGUCCUUGCAAUCUGUUGGCAGCUCUACUCUUUAUUGUGUCUGUACGCCCUCAUAUUAGCCAUUUAAAACAAUAUAAAGUUGCCUUUCAAGUGCACAAGACCCAUUUGCACAACUAGAUAUGUCAUUGUGGAAAUAUUAUAUAUAUGUGUCUAUAUCAAAAAGUUCUUGUCUUUUUUCUGUAAUGCAUAACACUGCUUACACUGUUUGAGUUUUAACCUUACUGAAGAAUUGUACUGUUGUUGUUAUAUUAUUAUUAUUAUUGUCAGUAUUCCAAUGAUUAACUUGAAACUGAGAACAGUAGCAAUGCAAGCGUUUGUGUAGUGCUGAUAUUAGUCUGGAGCAGCAGUGUUUUACAGUACCUCAUCUUUCUGAUGAAUGUUGAAUCAUCCAGCGAUCGAUCUCUCUUUCCUCCCGGGACAGUACUGCAUUCUGUUUCUCUGACUUUCUUCGGUUUCAGACUAUCUGUACACUGCUUUACACUUUCUCUCUUACCCUGGAAAUCUGUCAUUCCUUGACAUUUUGUAUGAGAAUGAAAAGGUUUUUUUUAUUAAAACUGUUCAAGCACA
Carassius auratus (goldfish) is the source of this 5306-nucleotide messenger RNA. RefSeq names its product carnitine O-palmitoyltransferase 1, liver isoform-like. Gene Ontology annotation, cellular component: mitochondrion. The record is from RefSeq and is a predicted model, not a curated record. Gene Ontology annotation, molecular function: carnitine O-palmitoyltransferase activity. Bases 160 to 2520 code for a protein of 786 amino acids. The transcript is spliced from 19 exons. Lineage: Eukaryota; Metazoa; Chordata; Actinopteri; Cypriniformes; Cyprinidae. Gene Ontology annotation, biological process: fatty acid metabolic process; carnitine metabolic process.